AUGCCAAAUGUGCUCUUGCAUGUGCAUCUUUUAGUGGAGCACAAAGAUAAACCUAGUUACCAGCUAUCACUUUCACCAGCAACAGAACUUGCAACAAAUGGUCAUUCAGAGUGCCUGCGGCUCCUAAUAGGGAAUACUGACCUCUACACAGCAGUGGACAUUCAAGAUGGAAAUGGACAAACUCCUCUGAUGCUCUCAGUUUUGAAUGGACAUACGGACUGCGUGUGCUCACUUCUUAAGGGUGCAAAUGUAGAUGCCAAAGACAAGUGGGGGAGAACUGCAUUACACAGAGGGGCAGUAACUGGUCAUGAAGAGUGCGUGGAAGCUUUGCUUCAACACAAUGCUAACUUUUUAAUUCGGGACUGCAAGGGCCGCACGUCCCUGCACUUGGCAGCUGCAUGCGGACAUGUAGGAGUACUUGGGGCAUUGCUUCAAGCUGCAUCCGCGAUGGAUAUUGUUCCUACAGUUUCAGACAAUCACGGUUACACACCUCUGCACUGGGCUUGUUAUAAUGGUCAUGAUACCUGUGUUGAACUUCUGCUGGAACAGGAGGUUUUUCAAAAACUGGAUGGUAACUCUUUUAAUCCAUUGCACUGUGCCGUAAUAAAUGACAAUGAAGGUUCAGCAGAAAUGUUAAUAGAUGUUCUAGGUGCUGGUAUUGUAAACUCUACAGAUGGAAAGGGAAGAACCCCUCUUCAUGCAGCAGCUUUCACAGAUCAUGUUGAAUGUUUACAACUUCUACUCAGCCAUAAUGCUCAAGUAAACACUGCAGAUUUAACUGGGAAAACACCAAUAAUGAUGGCAGCAGAGAAUGGACAAACUAAUGCAGUUGAAGUAUUAGUCAGCAGUGCAAAGGCCAAUUUGACCCUGCAGGAUAUGAACAAGAACACAGCCCUCCAUUUGGCUUGUAGCAAGGGCCAUGAAACUAGUGCCUUGUUAAUACUGGAGAAGAUUACUGACAGGAGCCUCAUAAAUUCAACGAAUACUUCAUUACAAACGCCACUGCAUGUUGCUGCACGCAAUGGGCUAACGGUAGUUGUGCAAGAGCUUCUGAGCAAAGGAGCUAGUGUACUUGCUGUAGAUGAGAAUGGAUACACGCCUGCAUUGGCUUGUGCUCCAAAUAAAGAUGUGGCAGACUGCUUAGCGCUCAUUCUGGCCACCAUGAUGCCUGUUUCAUCCAGCAGCACUUUACCCACUCUCAGCUUUAAUGCCAUUAAUCACUACAAUAAUCCUUCGAAGACUGUGUCCUUUGACUCUUUACCGAUAAUGAGAAGUGAUCAUAGCUCUUUCUGCAGUUUGAACAGUAUAGGAAGGGAAGAUGGUUACCCUUAUACUGAAGACGAUGAACUAAAUGAUUCUGAUUCAGAGACCUACUGAAGACACUGACUUGAACUUUCAUGGUGAAAGCCCUUGAAGCAUGCCCACAGCUGGAUGGGUUUUUUUUAAAAAAAUGAACGCCUUCUGAACUCCUUCAGCCAAGCGGAGCAAUUACAUUAUAGGUUUAAAGUUGAAUUUAUCAAAACAAAAAGGACACAGAAGAAUGCAGGUCUAUGGAACAAGAAACAAGCAGCUCAGAGCUUGUAAAGUUGAUGGAUGCCAAUGUUAUGUUGUUUUAAUGCUCUUUAUUUCCAGUGCCAGGAUCCAUUUCAACAGCGUACACUGGUUAAUGGUUUGAAUGAGAAAACUUUACAAUGCUGGGUGGAAUAGCACUACCUAAAAUGAAUGGGGACAUCCAAUCAAAAAUUCCCAAGUCUUAGGCAUUAUUGAAUUUAGUGAAGAAAAUGGUGUAAAAAGAUUGGUGUAUAUCACAUGAUUUGCUUGCAUGAUGAUUUGCCAAAGGGACCAAACAAACUGAUUUUAAAAGAAUAAUCUUAUGUAAAAAUGAAACACAAAUAUUUAGAGAGCUGUAAUUGAUUCUCUCUCAACCUGCAAGUUUAAAAACUUUGCUUUAACAGUAUUAAAGUAAAACCGUUCGGAGAUUUUGAUGUACAUUUGUUGAUCAAUUCUGGGUCUUACUAGAUUUGCAUGACUAUAGUAAAGGCAUUGUGUUAGAUUGGGGAGGGAAAGGGAAGAGAAAACUGAAACCUAUUUUUGAGCCAACACAAAAUGCCCCUUUCCUACUUUUCUAGUUUGGCAUAAGACCAGUGGACAUGGUGCAGUUAGGAUGAUGGUUAAUUAAAUAUUAAAAUCUACCAAGUUGUUGUGGAGAACCACCCAUUCUUUUUGCAAUUUUUCAAACCCAAAUUUUACCAGUGUAUUUUAUAAUUGAUAUUUUAAAAUAGAUUUGUAGGUGUAGAAGGCAACUAUACCACAAGUCUCAGAAAGUAAGAUUUCCUGGAUUUUGCAAUAUACUGGACUUUAGUUUUUAAUUGACAUUCACCUUGUAGAUGGUUAACUGUAUUACAGUUAUUUGAGCUACAUUUGUACAACUGUUUGUUUGGUUUCCAAUUCUUCAGUGCCUUCAUUGUUGUCUGUUUCAUUGUUAGGGAUAUACAUUCAGGGAGGAGACGUGAAGUCAUUAUAAGUGAGACUUCUUUCCAUGUUGUGAAGUUAUUUUUCAACACUCAUUUGGCACAGCCAAAAUGUUGCAGCUCUUCAGUAAUUUGCUUCACAAUAGUUUGAACUGGUUUGACAGGUGUUUGGGAAGAACAUAUCCAGAAUCUCAUGACAGGCAUAUGCUUUCAGUUGAAGCAAACAGUACUCCUCAUUCCGUUUUGCACAAUUGAAGCACAAUAGCUGUGCAUUUGGUUCUAUAAAGUAAGAAUAUGCUUUGUUUAAAGGACAUUUACCUGUUACUUCUCAAAAUGAAACAGUAUUUUCUUUUAAGCACACUACUUGGUACAAAUUAAGUUCGUUAAAAUAGUGCUCCUGAAAUGUAUUCAUUCCAAACAGCAGGCCUGGAGUGCACAAUAAAUGGCUGAUUUUGAUUCAGUUUAGUCCUUUUAAAUCACUACAAUCUUAAAAGUUUAUUGCUGCAUUUCAUUCAGCAGUUUCUUUACUUAAUUGUUUAAUGUCAACUACUGUAUGACUUAUACAUAUUUCACCACUUUUUUAGUUGGUGUGACUUUUCAGCAGUCAUGGAAAAAGGCCCUUAAAAAAGCAGUUCCAUCAAACCAUGGUAUUUUAAUAACUGGAAUCCUUUAAAGUGCAAACUGAUUUCUCAAAGUUUUGGAAUAUGAAAUGGGACAAAAUCUGUGCUGUUUUAAUGUAUUUCUGAUUUGUUUUAUUUCUUUUGAAGAAGUUAAGAUUAUAGCAUGUAUAUAGAAAUUGUGACUGCUUGGUUACCUACCUGCAUUCUUUAAAUACUUUGCUGAGAUUAUUGUAUAUUUUAUGGAUAAUAAAACAAAAAUGUGAGUUGUAUGUAAUUAAGUGUUGCAUUCUGUGUAUUUGUUUUAAUCCCAGCUGAUGUUAUUACUGGACAAGUCAGAUCCCAGACUGAAAUCUGUCUUCAUAGAUCAUAUUUUUUUUAAUAGAUUAGAAUAACCUAUACUGUUUGUAUAUGAACACAUGUUUAAAGAUGUUGGAACACAUGGUUAAAAAUACAAUUCCAUUAAUCCCAGCACUACACCAUUGAGUCGUCAUGCCAGAGAAUCCCAUACAGGGUUUGGCUUAGCUGUGGCUUCAGUUCCCUGUCCUGAUAAUCUGAUAGCUUCUACCUUGAUUUCUCAGCUUCCCCUUCAAGGUUUUAGCCAAACACUUCUGGUCUAGAGCUUUUAAACUAAGCUACCUGCACUGAUGUAACUUCUUCGUUAAUGGUCCUGAACUACCUCUCUUUUUCUGGACCAAUUGUUUUACAUAUUCAUCACCCAAUACCUCUGCAAAUCUGCCCAAACUGAAAAUAAAAAGAAUUUUUUUCCAAAUUAUCAGUGUUUUCCCUAAAUUCCAAAAAAAGUCCAGAAUCUUCUAUCUGAAAAUCUUGCAUUACAUUGUUUACUUUAUUCACUCAAACUUUCCCAAAGUAAACCCCAUUACUGCCCAUAAAGUUUCUCUCUAAUAACUGUGCUUUAAAAGAACUCAUCAUCGUUAGUGAUAUUUGCACAUUAAUCAUUAAACCCCUUCAGAUAGAAAAAAUCCAUUUGCCGCAUGUCCAAAAUUCAAAAAUUCAAAAUAAAUGAUAUUUAAAUAUAUAUCAGUCUUACAUCACAGUAUUUUCUUAUAAUUUUUAGAAUAUAGCUAAAACUAAAUCCUCCAUGUUUUGAUAUGUAAGCUGACAACAUCUAGCUUUACCAUUCACUUACCGUUGAUUCAUUGUUUGUGGCUACGCUGUCCAGCUGCCUUUCUGACAUUGGUUGAACUGAAAUUUGAAGCUCAAUUGAUCACUUAGACUGUUUACUUCCACCUUCAGCAUGUAGCUCUCUCAAAAUUGAGGACAGCUAUCUUCUUAAACUGUUAUAGUUUAUGUGGUGUAUGUACAUUUAUAGUACUGUUAGGAGGGAAAUUCCAGAUUUUUGACUCCACAACAAAAAGAAAGAGUGAUUGUUGCGGUCAGGAUGGUGUGUGGUUUGGAGGAAAACUUGGAGGUAAUGGUGUUCCCAUGCACCUGCCGCCCUUGGCCUAGCUAAUGAAGAUUCUGGGUUCUGAGGUAUUGUCAUCAGAGAUUUACUAAGUUGCUGCAGUGCAUCUUGUAGAUGGUGCACAUUGAUGUUAGUCUGUAUUACUGGUGGAAGGACUGAAUGUUGAAGGAGGAGAACGGAUAUCAAUCAGGCAGAUGCUUUAUUCUGGGUGGUGGUGAACUUUUUGAUUGUUGAAGCAGCCCUCUUCCAGGCAAAUGGAAAGUAGUCCAUUCCACUGCUAACUUGUGCCUUGUGGAUGAAGGCCGGGCUUUGGAAAGCUAUAAGACACCAUAGAAUUCCUGGCUUCUCAUCUGUUCUUGUAGCCACAGUAUGACUGAUCCAGUUAAAUUUCAAGUCAGUGGUAACCCCCCAGAGUUAUUAGUAAGGGAAUUCAACAACAGGAAUGUGUGGAACCCCGAGGGAUUUUGUGGCACAGUGGUAAUGUCCCUAUCUCUGAGUCAGAAGACUCAAAUUCAAGUCCCACCUGCUCCAGAGGUGUGUAAUAACAUCUCUAAACAGAUCAAUCAGAAAAUAUUUACCCUGAGAAACUCUUGCAGUGAUGUCCUUGGAUUGAGAUGAUCACUUCCUGCCACAACUAUCUUCCUUUGUGUUUGGGAAUGGCUCCAACCGGUGAAUUGUUUUCCCCCGAUUCCAAGUGACCCCAUUGCUGGGUCUCCUUGAAACUUCACUUGGUCAAAUGCUGCCUUGGUGUCAAGGGCUGACAUUGACAUUGUCACCUCACCUCAGACCCAAAGUUUAAAAGAAUAAGUGGUAACUUGAUUGAAACAUUCAAGAUUCUGAAGGGCAGUGAGAAGGUAGAUGUUAGGAAGAUGUUUCCUGUUUGGGGAGAAUCUAGAACUAGGGGUCACUGUUUAAAAAAACUAAUCGCCCAUUUAAAACUUGUGAGGCUUUGUACCUCUCUUUCUGAAAAGGUGACAAAAGCAGAAUAUAGAUUCUUGUUAAGCAAGGGGUUGAAGGUUAUCAGGGUAGGCACGUAGGUUGGCACUUCAUUUUUAGGUUCACCUGAUGCCACUCCUGGCAUGUCCUCCUGCUCUCUGCUUGCUCAAUAUUGUUGAUGUUUUUAAAAACACUAACCUUAACGUAAAUGAUGUUGAAAAUAAAAGCUCACAAUUGGAUCUUAAUUAUAAAUUACUGAAAUGGUACUCCUUUUUGCAGUUCUGAUACUUGGCUAAUUUUCUCCUUGUUUCAACUGCCUGUGCACAGCAAAUCCAUUUUGUGGCUCCUUGACUCGUUGUUUCCUCCUUAAUACAGAAUUGCUUUUUCAUGGAAGUGUAAACACUGGAAACACAUUUCCUUGGUACCAUAUAGGCUAGCCUGCUAAAUCAUCUGAGAAUUUUUAUGGGAGUGAUAUGAAAGUAAGGAAACACUGUGUCCUGUUGACUAUUCUCUGCCAGGCAUCCUUCCAAACACUCCUCCUACAGGUCACUGGUCUCUGACAGGACAAUCAAUUACAUUCAAAUAACUUUUUCUCCUAUUGAAAAUGAUCCAUCUGGAUCUGUUUCCAGAGCUCAGUCUUAAUAUUUCUGGGCAACUUUAGAGGCAUUUAUAAGUUUUAGCUUAUUUGUUCAAGACUCAAGCCUGUUUUUCUUAGUUCAUGAUCUAUCAUGUCACUGAUUCCUUGUAAUGUAACUUCUUUGCUUGAAAAUAGCUUGCAUAAAUAAAAUCACAAUUCAUAUUUUGUACCUUCCUGUCCCUAUUUCCAAUGGAACAGUUUUAGUCCUUUUGGUAUCCUUUGCUUUAAUUUUUGACUUGUCUCUGGUUAUAUAACACUGCCACCUUGUGAGCAGAAAUGCAAGUUAAAAAGUACAAGGUGAUGAUUUUACUGGUUUGUAAUAAGUAAUUUCUAACAAGAAUUUUUUCUCAACAUGAACAAUUAAUCAGUGCCUAGAAAGGUCAAGAUGCUUCAAAAGAGGUCAGUUUGCACACAAGGUAGCACCUAAGCAAACACUUUCUUAGCCGGUGAGACUUGUACAGUGUAUUGUUUGUAAAUGCAGUUUGAUAGUGAUGCAUGUAAAAGACUGAAUAAAAUCCAAUGUUUCUGGUU
Molecule: messenger RNA, 6618 nt
Organism: Rhincodon typus (whale shark)
Lineage: Eukaryota; Metazoa; Chordata; Chondrichthyes; Orectolobiformes; Rhincodontidae
Product: serine/threonine-protein phosphatase 6 regulatory ankyrin repeat subunit A-like
Exons: 11
Coding region: 1-1377 (458 amino acids)
Molecular function (GO): protein binding
Source: RefSeq, a predicted model, not a curated record